Messenger RNA from Mycotypha africana, 1631 nucleotides. RefSeq lists its product as uncharacterized. Gene Ontology annotation, molecular function: protein binding; ubiquitin protein ligase activity. Gene Ontology annotation, cellular component: cell division site; mitotic spindle pole body; cytosol. NCBI's taxonomy places the organism in Eukaryota, Fungi, Mucoromycota, Mucoromycetes, Mucorales, Mycotyphaceae. Bases 204 to 1583 code for a protein of 459 amino acids. Gene Ontology annotation, biological process: ubiquitin-dependent protein catabolic process; negative regulation of septation initiation signaling; mitotic spindle assembly checkpoint signaling. The transcript is spliced from 2 exons. The record is from RefSeq and is a predicted model, not a curated record.
AGAAUAUUCAAAGAUUCUAAGGAAUUUGGAUUCUAUUAUUUUGGAGUGUAGAUGCAUGCAGAUAAUACUAUCGUAUAAAGGCAAUUCUUCCAUCUACACUUUUUUCCCUUUUCUUGACAAUUUUGCGCAUCAAACAAAACUUCUCUCUUGAUCAAGUUGAUCUAAUUUUCUUGACAUCUUUUGUUACUUAAAAACACAAAUAUAUGGUUGCACCUGUAUCAGCAAACCAGCAGCAAACAUCUUAUGCAUAUAGUUGCAACAACAAUCAUACAGCGGUAGCAAAGCCGGCAGGAAUGGCGAAAAAUAAUAAGACCGCAAAAUGCUUAGUCAGAAAGUUAUCAACUAAGUUCAAGAAGAAGAGGACCCAUAUCAAUGAAGAUGUAAAAAAUGACAGCAACAUCAGCAGUAGCAGUAUUACUAACAGCAGCAGUAGCAUGGAGAACGCCACUCUUCCUUCCCCUUCUUGUUCUUCUUGUCCCAACACUUCCAAAAGCUGUGCAACAAGUAGUGUUCCUGUCAAUAACGUUGCAGAUAAGAAUGAUGGUCCUGUUGUUCAAAUUCGAAUUGUUCCUCAUUUAGAUGAUCCCUCCAAGAGUUUUAUUUUUCGUAUCAUUAACUGUAAAUUAAUAUCUGGCAAGCUGUUAUGCUUUGGCCGCUACUCUGAUAUUUACAUAAAUGAAACAAGGUUGAGUGACAACAAUACGACUCUGGUACACUUCCAGUCAAAGGUUGUAUCCCGCAACCAUUGCGAGAUUUAUGUUGACAAUGAUGGGAAGGUGUUCUUGAGGGAUACGAAAUCGUCUACGGGCACCUUUCUGAAUCACAUUAAAGUAGGUAGCGAGGACGAGCCUAAAGAGCUUCAACACAACGAUAUAAUUCAGUUAGGUGAAAAUUUUCAAAACGGAACAGAAGAACAGUAUCGUGCUGUGAAAAUGAAGGUAGAUUUGAGCAUUGUCGAUCCUUUCGUACAGCAACAGAAAGCCUUCACUUUUCAAACACAAACAUUUGAUGCCUUUCGGCGCCAGUUAUCACAACACCAAGGUUAUAUUAAAGAGAUUAAUGAUCUUUUAGCAACUGAUGAAAAAAAAGAAGAACCCUCCAUUGUUACUAAUACUGUUAUAAAUGCAAAUCAUAAGCUCAGUAAUAUAAGCAUGACGGAUUUAGAUGAAUGCUGCAUUUGUUUAGCAGAUAUGGUCCCAUGUCAGUCCAUAUUUUUAUCACCAUGUAGCCACGCUUUUCACUUUAGGUGUAUCAGGCCUUUGCUUAAAAGUUACCCAGGCUUUCAGUGUCCAUUGUGUAGAACUUACUCUGAUUUGGAAGACAGUAUGGAAACAGAGGCAAUAGAAGAAUCUAUGAAGGAAGAAGAGCGAAAGCCAACUGAAACCUUAUCCACGGCAAACCCAUCUUCUUUCUUUUCGUACGAGGGUACCAAUAACAUAGCGUCUUCAGUAUCAAUGACUCAGCCGCAACAAAGACAACGAUCACAAACAAGAACUCAAUCAAAUAACAGCAGAAAUCCUCUUUUGAACAAAAUGAAAAGCAUAUUUUUUGAAAAGAAAAGAGACGAGCCUAUUGUAUUAUAAUUAAAUUGACAUUAUGUCUGUAUCAAUUAGAACAGACACUGAUCGAGG